Molecule: messenger RNA, 2027 nt
Organism: Chrysemys picta bellii (western painted turtle)
Lineage: Eukaryota; Metazoa; Chordata; Testudines; Emydidae
Source: RefSeq, a predicted model, not a curated record
AUGGGGCGCUGGAGGUUCCUCCUGCCCCCCUCGGGGCGUGCAGGCGAGCGCCGGGGUCGACGCGCCCCGGCUCUGGGUGGUGCAUUGGUGACUUUCCCGUUGCAGUUCCCGCUUUGGGGGCAGCCACAUGUGCCCAGGGCGGCAGGUGGGCCCGUGGCCCUUGGUGCAGUCGAGCCGUUCCCGUCCCUGCAGGGGCCCCCGUCGCGAUGUCUGGCCUCGUCCUUCCCGCUGCCCCGGCAGCCCGUGCCCCCGCUGGCCCAGACGCUGGAGCGGUACCUGCGCUCGCUGGAGGUGCUGGUCACGCCCGAGGAGCUGGAGGAAACCCGGGAACUGGUGCAGGAGUUCGGGGCGCCCGGCGGGGAGGGGGAACGGCUGCAGGCCCAGCUGGAGCGCAGAGCCACCCGCAUGGAGAACUGGCUCUCGGAUUGGUGGGUGCAGAGCGCGUAUCUGGAGAGCCGCUUACCCCUCGCCGUCCACUCCAGCCCGGCCGUCGUGCUCCCCAAACAGGACUACAGCGACUGGAGGGGGCAGCUCCGGUGGGUAUUGGCGGGGGGAUGGCGGGAGCCCAGGGCUGGGCUAGCAGGGGCUGUGGGCGCUGCUGGUGGAUACCGGGGGGGGCACCCCCAGUGCAUGGCCCAGUACAGCAGCCUCUUCGCCUCCUGCCGCCUGCCCGGCCCCAAGCAUGACGGGCUCCUGCUGCCUGUCCCGGGGCGCCGGGCCCCCACCUUCAUCACCGUCGUCCGCAACUUCCAGUUUUUCCAGGUGGAGGUGUACAACAGCGACGGGACCCCCCUCACCGUGGACCAGUUGCACCUGCAGCUGCAGCGCGUCCGGGGGCUGUCGUGGAAGACGGACAAGGAGCCGCUGGGGGUGCUGACGGGGGAUCACCGGCACACCUGGGGCCAGGCCUACAGCACCCUCAUGAGAGACCGGCUAAACCGGGAGUCGGCCCGGUGCAUCCAGCACAGCCUCUUCACCGUCUGCCUCGACGCCCCGGUGCUGAAGGUGUCGGACGAGCGCUACCCCAGCCGCGUCGCCGCCCAGAUGCUGCACGGGGGCGGCAGCUACUCCAACAGCGGCAACCGCUGGUUCGACAAGACCCUGCAGUUCAUCUUGGGGGAGGACGGCGUUUGUGGGGUGCUGUAUGAACAGGCCGUGGCCGACGGGGCCCCCAUAGCAACCAUCAUCGACCAUGUCCUUGAUUACUGCAAGGACCCCGACACGGCGCGUGCCCCCAUGACGCCCCUGCCCCUGCCCCCAAAGCUGUACUUCUACAUCACCCCCGAGAUCCAGUGGGACAUCGAGCGAGCCAAACAGAACCUGGACAUGUCUACAUCAGUGGAGGUCAUCAGCGGUGGGGGGUUCAGGUUGGAUGGACAUUCGGGUGCAGGCAGGGGGAGGGGACUUGUCCGCGCCCCUCACCCCGCUCUCCCCACACCCUGCCAGGUGGCUUCGCGCUCCGACUGCCUGAUGAUCUACGGGCCGCAGGUGCCGGACGGCUACGGGGUCUGCUACAACCCGCUGGACGCCCACGUCAACUUUGCCAUCACAGCCUUCAACUGCUGCCGUGAGACCCACGCCCAGCGCCUGGCCCGCACCCUGCAGCAGGUCCUGGACCAGCUCGCCCGCCUGCUGGGAGAGAACCCGGGGAGCGCUGACGGGGAGGGGGGCGGGGAUGUGGAGGGGCAGCCCUGACGGGCCCCCGCCUGCCACCACACACUCCAUCUACCCACAAUGCCCCUCUGCAGCACCCCUCGCCUCCUUACCCACAAUCCCCCUGCCCAGAACCCCUCUGACACCCCCCAUUACCCAACAUCCCCUUCUGCGCCCCCUCGCUCCCUACCCAGAAUCCUCUAUGCGUCCCCUACCAUCCUACCCAGUAUCCCCUUCUGUGCCCCCUCCCCUCCUUACCCACAAUCCCCUCUGCGCGGGGGCAGCCCCCCCCCAUUCAUACAGGUAAUUGGGAGACAAAUCUAACUUAUUUUCUGAUGGACGGAAAAUUAAUAAAAAUCCUGGUGCGAUUUGUA